AUGGAUAGGAUGAGAGCCUCUUCCAUCAUCUUCCUCUCUUUCGUUUUGGUGGCCUCAACCUCGGCCAUCGACAUCCUGAAGCUCCUCGAGAAGGAGUCCGACUUCAGCACAUUCAGAACUGCCCUCAAGGAUUCCAAGCUCGCCGACGACAUCAACAACCACGGCAGCAGCAUCACCGUCCUCGCAGUUGCCAACGGUGCCGCCUCCGCCCUCUCCGGCUUGUCCCCCGAUGAGGCCAAGAAGCUCUUGGCUACCCACGUGUUGCUCGACUACUUUGAUGAGGCGAAACUGAAAGGAUUAGCGAAGAAAGACAAGCCCUCAACUGUGGUCACGAUGUUGCAAACCACCGGCGAGGCUCAGCACCAGCAGGGAAUGGUGAAUGUCGGCGUGCUUAAGAGUGGAGAGGUCGCUUUCGGUUCAGCUGUCCAUGGAGGUGGCUUGGAUUCCAAGUAUAUCAAGUCUGUCACUGCUCAGCCUUACAACAUCUCUGUCCUUCAAGUCAGUUCUCUUAUUGAGAUUCCUGACCUAAGCCCUGGUGCUGCACCCAAGGCAGCUCCACCAGCUGAAGACGACAGCGAUGAAGCCGCCGCUCCCUCACCUGAUGAUGACGGCACCGCUCCCUCACCUGAUGAUGAAGACCCAACACUCUCAUCGCCACCAGUGUCCGGAGACUCACCAACAGAAGCACCAGAGGCAGCAACAGAGAAGACUCCAGAGGAGAAACCAGCUCAUGGUGAGCAUGCACCUGCUCCGGCUCCUUCGGCUGCUUCGCGCGUCGAGAUGACUCUUGGUGCCGGGCUCGUGAUGGCUUUGGCUUCACUUUUUGCUUAG
Messenger RNA from Fragaria vesca subsp. vesca, 831 nucleotides. RefSeq names its product fasciclin-like arabinogalactan protein 14-like. The record is from RefSeq and is a predicted model, not a curated record. The transcript has a single exon. NCBI's taxonomy places the organism in Eukaryota, Viridiplantae, Streptophyta, Magnoliopsida, Rosales, Rosaceae. Gene Ontology annotation, cellular component: plasma membrane. Bases 1 to 831 code for a protein of 276 amino acids.